AUGCAGAACAUAGGACAUGGCGCACCCUCCGCUCCACCGAGGCAUGGCCCGCCGAGCAGCGGACAGGCAGGCGCCGAGGCGAUGUAUUUCACUGGCGAGGGGUUCUUGUGGCCUAGUGAUACCACAAUACCACACAAACCUCACCGCAAUGAGUCUCCUUUGCGUUUCUCGCUAAGCCGACCAGGUGGCCAACGGCGCCUGCAGGUGCAUCGUGUGGGUUUUGCUGCCCUGGCUGCGGUUGUGAUGGCCUACUUUCUCCUUCGUUGCGCCCGGCAUCUGGCUUCUAGAAGUACGCCCACAGGCGUCCUGAGGUCGCUUGCUGCGGCUGGGGAGGAGCAGCACGUUUCUGGGGAGCCCUGCGUCUUUGGGAGCCCGGGAGAGCCUGCAGGCCCUGCAGUAGAAGGCGGACUUCCUGGCAGAGAGCAGGUCCUUCUGGAAGUCAAACGUUGCACGUCGGAUUUGGUUGAGGCAAUGCAGGAGAAUAGAGACGCGUUGCUUCGCAUUCCUCCGUCUUUUUCUGUGAAGGGCUUCGCGACCCUUUUGCGUUUCUGUGUAGUGGAGCUGGCUGCAGUUUGUUCGUUGCUACAGCUUAAAGAGCGGGACUCUGUAGUGUCCGCACUGGAACACCUUACGGAUGAGGCCGAUUUCUUCAGCCACUUCUUCAAGGGUAAGCGCGUAUCUCGCACCAGUUUGCAUCACAUCCGCUGCAUGCGUAAGUUACUACCGGAUGUGCCAAAGAUGCGUUUCGAGGGGUCUUCGAUGCCUCGCCUGGAGCUUCUCUCGAAACUAUCCCGGUUACUGAAGUUGCAGCAAGUGGCGCUGAAACAGGUGCAGCAUGGCAUGCACCUGCUGACAGUCGCUUUCGAACAGACGGGAGAACAACCCCCGGAUGAUGCUGCAGCAGAAUAUCUGGAUGAGUUGUUCCAGACAUCUGACAUGCGCAGGGACCAGGUGUUUCAAGACAGAGUGCUCGGUAACUGGCUGCGCGGCAGACAAUGUGAGGGCUUGAGGUUCGGGAUAGUAGCUCCCAGAAUGAUUCGAGCAAUCGGCCAAGUUCCCCCGAAACCCGACGAAGAACUUCUAAAGGAUCUCCUCAAUACUCCUUUGGGGUUACGGCAACAGCAGAUGAGUCAGCAACGCUCGGGGCCAACAGAUGUCCGCUCAGAUGUGCAGCCGGUAGAGCCUCCACUUUCAGCGGAAGUGCCUGCCAUACAUGUAAGCACGACCUCAAGCUCUCCCAAGGAGUUGAGCUCUGCUGAAGCCGCAGUGGGACCUGAGGAGCCUGCUGCAGAGGAGGCGUCUUCCCGUCAGGCGUCAGAACGCUUAGACGCUCCUGCGACUUCUGCAUCGUCUGGAGGAUUGGGUUUUUCAGAGCAUGUAGGGAAUUCUGCUUCUGCAGGGGCUGGGGAUGCGUCGCAGAGCUUUGCUCCGCCUACAGUCGCAAGUGGAUCAUUUUCGUCGCUGGCUGCUGGCGUCCCUGGCUUCCCGUUGGUUGCGGGUCCCGACACGGUUUCCCAGGCGUUGAGCUCGCCUGAAGCGCCUGGUCUUGUGGGAAUGCCUCUGCCAUUGAAGCCCCCUGACGUGCCUGGACGCUUGGCCUUAUUAGGACACACGGUAACAUUGGAUUCAGCUAGCCAAGAGUCUGGGAGUUCUAAGAUGCCGGAAUCGGCAACAAGCGCACUGCCUCUUCCGCGGUCUGAGGCUCCACUGACCCAGGUGUCUGGCCACCACGAAGUCCGUGAGACAGCUGCCACCUCUGCAUACGGAGGGCGUGGGGAGUUUCUACUGGCGGUCGGGGCAUUCAAGGCUGCCGAAGAGCCUUCAAUGUCGCAACAUCCACAGGAACAAUUACCAAGCGGUCCUUUAGGGUGGAUUGGUAGCACAUUCGGAGCGCAAGGCGAAUUAGGCCCAUAUAGUGUGGUUUGGUCGGCGGACCCACGCUGGCAGUGGCCUAGCAGGCAACCUGCUGUUUCCUUAGACGGACAGUCGGGGCCCAAAGAGCGUCACUAUCCAUUCAAAGGGGCAGCUGUAGGAGAGCCAGAAGGGGGGAUACGCGAACCGGAGGGAACGCCGCCGGCACGCGUAGCAGCAGCUCUUUUCUCUCCUACUUACGUAGACUUUAGCAAAGCCAUGCCUUCACUUCAGGCAACCAGUGGUGAAGCUGUGAAGUUGCCCAGGGCACAAGUGAGGCAGAAGCGGCUUUAA
This is a messenger RNA of Eimeria mitis, 2205 nucleotides long. RefSeq lists its product as uncharacterized. NCBI's taxonomy places the organism in Eukaryota, Apicomplexa, Conoidasida, Eucoccidiorida, Eimeriidae. Bases 1 to 2205 code for a protein of 734 amino acids. The record is from RefSeq and is a predicted model, not a curated record. The transcript has a single exon.